AUGUUCGAGGCAAUGUUCACCAAUAUCAACCAGAGCCUGAGUAAGUACGACAUGAGUUGGAAGCCGACCGAGGAGUUGGUUGGUCUCCUGGACGCCUUCAAGAUGUCUGAGUUGCCGUUCAAGGACUUUGUCGUGGCAGCCUGCGUGGUGGCCCUGCGCUUGCACGAGCACUGUUUGGAGCACGACGGCAAGAAGUUCCAGGAGAGGAAGGCGCACUUCCAGUCGGAGCUCUCGAAGACCAAGAAACAACACGAGCUCAUUGCGAUCAUCAAGUCUAGUCUGCAGCACGCCGUGAAGGUUCCAGAAAACUUGCACGUCUUCCCCCAGUUGAAGGCGCAGGUGAUCAGCGACUGCUUGAAGGAGCUCGAGAAACAGAACCAUCAAUGCGUGGAGUCUUGUGCGAUCCUCUCCAACCCGCUUGACGCGCUGGUGCGGGCGCUCGUGGUGAAGUGGGCGCCCGUCACGGACACCAAGUGCAAGUCCGUCGCGCCGAUCCUGGACAACCAGUGCACUGGGGAUCUCACCCGCGAGGUUCGGCAGGCACUGAAGGAGCUAGUGACGGCCCACAGGGACGACGAGAGGUUGAAUGACACGAGCAUCGACUUAAGGCCAAUGACCGCGUGCGAGAAGAAGGUGAUGAUAGCUGCUGCGAACGUCUUCUUCCUACGCAUGGCCGGUUCGGCCUGCGAUGACGAGCCCAACGGCAACGUCGCGAUCAGCACCAACACUGGUACAGACAAGAAGGGUAAUCCCAGGAAGACGCGCGAGCUCGCGAGGACCGCCGACAUGCCGACCCCCCUGCAGUUCUGGGGCAGGGUUGUGGACGAGACGACGGCGGCCUCGCUGCCGAAGUCGACCUGCCUGCCGCUGUACCCCCAGGAGUCAUCGAUGCCACGUCUGUACAUCGACGGCGCGAUGUACUCCAACUACGACAAGGCGGACGUCUGCGUGGCAUGGGCCAUCAAGCCACUGCCCAAGGAGAAGGAGCCGAAGGCGACGGUGGUUCAGGAGGACGGCGCGGACACCUCAGACAUUAAGCGUCGCAAGAAACAGCUCGCAGAGGAGGAGCGCCUGAGCAAGCUUCCAGUGGCGACCCACCGCCUCGAGUGGAGCAGCACGUUCACAAUCAAGUGUGUCGUGGACGGCAAGGAUAAGGAUGUGACCCACUCGCGCCCUGAGCUGGAUGACCUCGGGAUCCCACGGCGCAAUGGCAAGCUUUAUCGCGAGCCUUGCGCUUGGGAUGGAGUGGAGUUGACGAAGAGGGCUGCAACGGCAGCGGCGGUCCGACCUUUUGCCCUGAAGUGA
Messenger RNA from Prorocentrum cordatum, 1305 nucleotides. NCBI's taxonomy places the organism in Eukaryota, Dinophyceae, Prorocentrales, Prorocentraceae. The record is from the annotation of a GenBank genome assembly.